Messenger RNA from Uranotaenia lowii, 1350 nucleotides. RefSeq lists its product as uncharacterized. NCBI's taxonomy places the organism in Eukaryota, Metazoa, Arthropoda, Insecta, Diptera, Culicidae. The record is from RefSeq and is a predicted model, not a curated record. The transcript has 2 exons. The coding region runs from base 1 to 1350 and encodes 449 amino acids.
AUGGCGGCCGAUUCCGGCGGCCCAAUUUCGACCUUCGGUUCACGUUUUGCUAUAUUGGACGAAACCACGACUGAUGACACCUCUAAAACGAGUAAGAUGGGAAGAAAUAAAAAAAGACUAGCACAGCGCGAAGCUCUUGGAGAAAGUGCAUUCACGAAACAGCAACGACUAGAUAGAGCUGAUAAUGGUUCACGUUUUCUGAUUUUGACUCGAACAGAUGAAGGUGAAACUAUGGACAAGAUUAAUCCAUUUUUCAUCAAGCGAGCCAUCGAUGCCAUAUCUGCUGGCAUCAAAAUCGAAAGAUAUAAGAACGGGACCCUUCUGUUGAAAACUGUGAACAGACAUCAAGCCGAAAAGAUGAUCAAACAAACUAAGCUAACCGACGAAAUCAACAUAGCUGUCACUGAUCACCCUUCGAUGAAUAAGUCUAAAGGAACGAUAUUCUGCCCAGAUUUGAUAAUGAUGAAAGACGAAGAAAUUGUAAAAGAGCUCGCUUCUAGUCACGUUACUGAGGUCAAGCGCAUUACCCGGAAAAACAGCAAAGGAAAGUUCGAAGAAACAGGUGCUUUUAUCCUCACUUUCGAUUUGGGCACAUUGCCAAAUUCGAUCGACGCAGCUUUUUAUCAGUGCAAAGUACGUCCCUACGUUCCCUUCCCGCUUCGAUGUAUGACCUGUCUGAGAUACGGACACAAAAAAGACCAGUGCAAGGGAAACGGUAUCUGUGCCAAUUGUGCCAAUCUGUUUCACGACAAGACACCAUGUGCUACAACGGUCACUUGUGUAAACUGUCGUGGAAACCACUCAGCACUCUCCCGUGAGUGUCCGAUCUUUAUUGAUGAGUUCGAGAUCCAACGGAUUAGAGUCGAGGAGAGAGUCUCUCUGAAAGAUGCUAGACGACUUCGACGCCUACGGGUACCCAGCGUAACUACAGUUCAACCAAGAUUGAGAGAGAGUUUUGCUUCAACUCUACGUAAAGGACGAGGAGAGGAAAACCAACAAUCAAUUUCCGGGAACUCAACAACAAACCAACCAUCAAAAAUUGAAACUACCAACCAAACAUCAACAAUCGAAACAACCAACAAAAACAUCGAAUCUUCAAAAACAUCGUUAGAAAACAACAACCAAGAGAAAUCGGAAACCAACUCUCAAUCUCUGUCAUGGGCUGAUAUGAUGGAGACUCCUAGUACAUCAUCGUCGGAGACCACAACGCAGCAACAAUCAAACGAUAAAAAAACAUCGCUCGAAACAACAACCCAGGAAACAUCAGGUUCAAAUUUAUCAGCGCAGAUAAAUGAUGAACCUUUACCACAACGAUUAGAUCACGCAAAUAGGUUUAAUGAUAACUCUUAA